UAUUGAUAAACAAUAUGGCGGACAAUUGAAGAUUGAACGUCAAAAUUCGCAUAACAUGUGAAAAUUCCCUGUAUUUUAGUCGAUUUGGACGUUAGUUUCAAUGUUUUUCAACCAGACAUAGAAUAUAGAUUUAUUCUGCAGAAUGCCAGCUGUAGAAGCAAUGCCCAGGGGUCCUAUGGGCCAUCAAGGCCCAAUGGACAGUUCUGGACUUCUCAUAGAAACCAUGCAGUAUGAGGAACCGGUUAAAUCUCAGCCAGUUCCUAAUCAUUUGCUUGAAACAAAAAUAUACACGAAGAUUGCUCAGAAUGCAAUGGUUAUGGCAAAACCUGCUGUAAUACAUUUUGGUGGCUUUGAAGUUGACAAGAAACAGACCAUAGCUCUCAGCAUAGUCAAUGUGUCAACAGAAGUAAUCCGAAUGCACAUCAUUCCCCCACAGACAAAGUACUUUUACAUCAAGUACACAAAAAAUGAGCGUCUUGUGCCAGGUCUAACAUUGGAUUGUACAAUUGAGUUCACCCCAGAUGAGUGGAGAUACUACUAUGACUGUAUUCGAAUAAACUGCCCAGGGGAAGAGAACCUGGUUAUUCCCAUCCAUGCAUAUCCUGUCAUGAGCACCAAGGACUUCCCACAGCUCUUCAACUUUCCUCCUGUUCCUGUUGGCCACAAAAUGACAAAAGUGUUCCCCCUUCGAUGUGAGGCCCCAAUCGAUUUUGAGUACCAGAUUACCUACCUACAGCCCCACCAAGCCUUCUCCGUGCAUCCAAUAUCAGGAAUCAUCCCGGCUAAUGGUGAGACAGAGGUGUCAGUCACGUUUUCCCCAAUCGAGUUCCACACUGCAUAUAUGCGCGUUCAGCUCGUGAUUUCCCAGUUUAACUCCACCCCAAUCGUGUGUACUUUCACAGGAACAUCAACACCCGGCCUUUUGAAGGACGACACACUGGCGCGACAUACAUUUUACAGUGUGGGAGAAGGGGAAGUGGGCUUUCAAGAUUCCCUGUUGGAUCCUCGUAGUCUCACCCCUGUGGAGAGGGCACGUAAAAAGAAGUUGCGUAUUUCACUUCCUCCACCUACCAAUGUUAAACAGGAGGUUGAGUACCAGGGUGUAAAGUUUCCGGCAAACCUUGACACACCGUAUGCUGUAGCUCAGGUCUUGACGCAAGAGCCAGGAAAAAUGAGGGCGAAGGACCUUAGAGAUGUGGUGGUAACAAAAGACGCGAAGCCAAAAGUGGCCACCAGGCAGAUGAAGGAGGCCAAAUUUGAGCAUGCUGUUCGUCAAAAUGUGUACGAGGAGCGACAAAACCAGCUUAGAUGGCAGUCGAAACUCGGAGAUGACCAGAUGACCACAGACCAGCGUUCAAAAGUCUUAUCUGAGAGAAAUAAGUCAUGGAAUAUCUAUAAGUACAAGCGCUGUGGAGAUCCAGUGGAAGAUGAAGAAUAUGUUCGCCAGUGUACCAAAUGCACAUUCCGGCGUACCCUCCGGGAUAAAGACUUGCUUGCAGCAAAUGAUGCGCAGUUUGAUGUUUACACAAACGAUAUGUGGCACGUCAGGCAUAAAAACCUGGACCGCUUUGCUCAAGCAGCUAGAAAGGUGAUUGUAAGAUUAAGGGCGGACUGGAAAUUGCAGUCGCUGAAACAUUUUGUAGCGGACUGGCAACAGAAGAAAUAUGCUGCUCAAAACCUCACAGAUGAAGAAAAUACUGAACCAGCUGAGCAGAAAGAGAAAAUAUCGGAAGAACAAAAGAGGGAACUGCUUCCAGAGAACCUUGAACUGAGCACUGAUAAAAUCAAGCGCCUCACUUUCCCGACUUACGUCCCACCCAAGGUCAAAGACGACAUGGCUCCAGAUGCACUUGGCUCUGUCCCUUUCAAGUCCACAGAGGUUGUUGUGAAGAGAAAGGUCCCUUACUUUAAUUUAAAGGUACCAUUGACAUAUAAGCUGUCAGGAUAUGAGGCGUACAAUGUACAGGAGUCGUCCAGUGGUUAUGUACCAGUCAAGAUGUCAAAGCCACUAAGAACCGGUGCAGAGGAUGAAGUGAUCAGUCUUCCAUCCCCUGUACUUGUGAAGGAAGAUAGUGUGCACAUGACGAGAACCAGUCUAGCUCUGGGCCAGCCAGGGGAGACUACUAGAGGUGAACCAGAGAGAAAACCAGUCCAGCAGCAAGAAAGAGUUGUAUCCCUUACCCCACCACAAGCACUCUUCCAGCCAAUGGAGUAUCCGGCUCUCCAUAUAUUUAACCCUGCGCCUGGCCUGCAAGUUUUCCAGUCACCUGUUGCCUACGCGGAAACCGACCCUGAUUUCCAUCUGUGUCCUUUACCAAGAUAUACCCGCAGGGAUCACGCUACGAACAUGCAUGCGUCAACACAGAGGCGGUACCUUGACAGAGAGGACGUGGUUCGGGGAAUUAUGACGUGGAAGAAAUUCCCAUCCCAAGGCCUCACAUCACUUAGCAACACCCCAACUCUCACAAACGUCUGGGUGCCUCGAUGGGAUGAUCCGUUCAGCAGCGAGGUUUUACCUGAGGAUACACCGGCCCUGAUGGACUGCCUGCCUGCCGAAGAUGGGGAAACAAUUCUUGAAGAUGAGGAGGAGGAGGGAAGAGUAACAUCCCGUGCAUCUGUGAUUCUUACCCCGGAAAUGGUCAAUGCCCAGUUUAUUUUGAUCGACCCAUCAACUCCAACGGAGGAGAAAAUACCAUCGGAUGCUUUCCCCCAUGGGAACAGAAUGCCAGCUACCAACAUCCCUGUGUCUGGACAUGGACCGGUCCCAAGAGAACAGCGAGAAGAAGAGUUGGAACAGUUUUUGACAAGGCGUUACAAUCGAUUGGGCGGGAAAAUCCAGUCUCGUUCAGUUGCCUUGGAUGGCAUCUUAAAUGACAAGAACCUGGCUUUAAAAUAGGGGCCAGAUUGUUAAAACCUAAAAAAGGGUUUCGUUAGUUCUGUAAUGUGAAUAUUCAGGAAAGUGGGGGAGGGAGGGGCGGGCAUUGUGUGAAUCUUAAGCUUUGUUAAAUCUGUGAUAAUAAAAAGUGUAAAAAAAACAUUUACAAAUAUUGUACAAGUUUUGUUUUUUGUCUUGCUGAUUAAAGAUUAUGCUUUAUUUAUGAAUUAUGAAUGUGCUCAUAUCUGUUCAAGUGUUAUAGUUAUACAAUGUAUAUGAUUACCUGGUAUAUAUUGUUUUAUUUAAAAAAAGAAUUUUGCAUGCUUGAAAAACAAAUGCACUUUUGGUUGAUAUUUCAGAUGUUUUACUGCUAUUUGUAUUUCAUCAUUCAAAGUGAAUAAGUCUUAAAAAAGGAAAUGAAAAAAUUAAUAUUUUCAAUGGCUAUAUUGUUCAUGAAUUAGAUUAUAUACAACUUUGUCAGUAUUGAAGUUUUUUGUUUUUAAAGUUAAUUGUGAUGGUAUUUUGGUACAUGUCUUCUUUGCUUGAAUAGAAUAUUACAUAACUGCUGAUAUGUACAGCCAAUAAGAACAUCAUACUCACAAAUGUGUUAAAGUCUUCGACAUCACAAACAAAUAUGGAUUUGUGAUCAUUACUGUUAAUAAAACAUAACUUGGCAAUAAUAAUUGAUUUACAAUUCCAUUAUCAAAGAUAAAAAGAACCUCGGGUUGUAUCUAUUUGAAAUUGGUUUGGGAACAAUUUUGAAUUUAAUAAAAAUUGAAUCUGAAAUAAAUUAUUAUAAACAAUUUAAUUUAGAAGUAAAAUUCAACAAGUUAUUUCAAAUUGUUAAGACUUAAUGUUGGAUCACAAGCAGAAAACAUAGUUUAUAUAACUCAUGUAAAUUUUUUAUAUGAUUAUGAAAGUUCAUUUCACAUUAAAAUGAUCGGUAAUUUCAAAUAGUUAACGUCCAAGGUCCUUGACUGUUUCGUUUCCGUCCUUAUUCUGUGAUAUAUGUUUACAGACAUUGUCUAUGAAUGUGUUUGUUUUACACAAAUAAAAUAUUUAUGAGUAUUAAAA
Molecule: messenger RNA, 3949 nt
Organism: Mya arenaria
Lineage: Eukaryota; Metazoa; Mollusca; Bivalvia; Myida; Myidae
Product: cilia- and flagella-associated protein 221-like
Exons: 22
Coding region: 143-2896 (917 amino acids)
Biological process (GO): cilium assembly; cilium movement
Cellular component (GO): cilium
Source: RefSeq, a predicted model, not a curated record